AUGGACCCUGCCUCUCUAAGCUUCGGGAUUGUAUCCCUAGCGAUGCAGCUAGUGCAGACAGCAAAGGCCGUCAAGGAAUACAUCGCAACCUACAAGUCAGCGUCGCAAGAGCUCGAAAGUCUCGCUGACAAGCUUGACGACAUCGAGACUAUUUGCUGCUCUUUGGAAAUUGUUCUUUCGGAUGGAACACAAAGCUUCAGCACGCUAGAAGUCAAUCUGCUCAAGAAGUUGAGUCGUAUUAUUCAGCAAUGUCUAUCUAAAGUCUCCGAUAUCCAUAGCAUUCUCGAUACAAUCUCAAGAAUGCAGAAGAAUACCCGGAACCCUUUGAAGACCGUUGGAGCCCUGUUUCUGCGUCAUAAAGACCAGAUCCGUCAUGCCACGAAUGGACUGGAUCGUUGCCUUUCCUCGCUUCAGCUACAUAUGACGGCAAAUAUUCUGGCUGUGACUAUGACGUCCCAUAAGGCUAGCAGGAGUCCUCUACCAACCAUAGUUGCUUCAACAGAUAGAGGAGCACAGAAACCAAGAAUUGUCAGAAACCCUGAUCAAAGCGACAAGCAUCACCCGCGUCGAAAAAGCCCAGAAACUGUCGUUGCUACAUGGAGACAAGCCUGGAACACAAAGGCGUUUGUACAAUGGACAAGAAAGACAACAAAAGAAGAAGUUUCAUUCCACUCAAGUUCAUCCAUAGUACAGGAUGAUUCUAUAUUCACGAUAGGCUCUUCAUUGCUGAGCCUGUACGUGAAACUAUCCCUACGGCGUGGCAACUUUGCCCCGUUCUGUAUCACUCUGCAGAUACCACGGGUUAUUUAUAUCCAGGAAGGCCAGCACCAGAUCGGUGAGAAGGUUGAGUCCGCCUUUAUGGAUGAUAACUUGAGUCAAAUCAAGACAUACUUUACUCAAGGCAUUCUGACGCCUGCAACAGUGAUUGCCUGGGAUGAUUAUGAUCCUGAUAAUGAAACUUCUCUUCUGGGCCUGGCGGCUUUGACAAAAUCACAGUCAAUUCUCAAGUUUCUCGCAAGUCAAACCCUUGACGUAUCGAGCAGAAACCACAUUGGCGGUGCAAGAUAUCUGUACGCUUUUAAUGGCGAAGAUGGACCCAGAUGCGUACUGGAAUACAUCAAGAUACGGCAAGACUCCAUUUUAGCAUCUGAGUUUCACAUGAUUCUGCGAGGUAUUGUAGAUCCCUACAAUGCGCAAAUAUGCGUAGAAGCAUGCAAGCCUCGUUUCUCAAGUAACAUGGUGGCUUUCAAUACUGCGGUCUGGAGAUACGCCAUGAAACAGUUCAGGCACGAUUUAACAACAAACAUCGAAGGAUGGGCAGGCCUUGUUGCAGACUGUGUCUCGAGAGGGCUUGACAUUCAUCAACAGCUUCGAUCCGACACUGAAUUCAGUGCCUUGAAAGAUAUCUUGUUCUACAAUUGGGACACGGACGAGAUACUGGAACAUAUGCAUUUCUGGUUAGACAUUUUAGAGGAAGCUGGCAUCAGCAUCAAGGAAUACCUCAUGGUCGAGACGGAGUGCUGUUUCGCGACGUGGCGUGACACGCCAUAUUGGAUUAACAAGAAAGUUGGUUUCUCGAACUACAGACGCGUAUUAUUUAUCAAGGAGUCGAGAGGCAGACAAUUUCCAUUCUGGGCCCUUUCAAUCCUGGAUGAAUGCCCUGUUAAGGAGCUGUUAACUGAACAUGAACACUUUGCGACACCGCUCACAAUGCACCCAGGAGGCUCGACACAAGCAUUAAUUGCGCAGCAUGAAGCUUGGAAGAAACAUCAGACCUUGAGUCUUUCGGACGGCUCUGACAGAUAUCUGAAGCGGUGGCCUUUUUGGCUUCCUCUUCGUUAUUAUAACGAUUAUAGUGAGGAAGAAGCAGAAUGGGUGGAUCGGGAAUUGCGAGUGGCCGGAAAGCGAUUUGACAGAAAGCAGAAGCGGAAGGAAAAGAAGUUCGAGAAGAAACAGUACAUGUCAAUGCCGGGAGCUUGGGUAGAAGAUGUUUGA
This is a messenger RNA of Fusarium mangiferae, 1995 nucleotides long. RefSeq lists its product as uncharacterized. The coding region runs from base 1 to 1995 and encodes 664 amino acids. NCBI's taxonomy places the organism in Eukaryota, Fungi, Ascomycota, Sordariomycetes, Hypocreales, Nectriaceae. The transcript has 4 exons. The record is from RefSeq and is a predicted model, not a curated record.